Exserohilum turcica Et28A is the source of this 1675-nucleotide messenger RNA. RefSeq lists its product as uncharacterized. Gene Ontology annotation, biological process: L-threonine catabolic process. Gene Ontology annotation, molecular function: pyridoxal phosphate binding; threonine deaminase activity. Bases 149 to 1567 code for a protein of 472 amino acids. The transcript has a single exon. The record is from RefSeq and is a predicted model, not a curated record. Lineage: Eukaryota; Fungi; Ascomycota; Dothideomycetes; Pleosporales; Pleosporaceae.
GAAUAGUGUCAUACCCGAAGCAUUCAUCCUGCCAAACGGCUACCCCGACUACCUGCGCCUCAUCCUCACGUCGCGUGUCUACGAGGUCGUCAACGAAACCCCACUCACGACUGCGACAAAUCUCAGCAACCGCCUCGAGUGCAAUGUCAUGCUCAAGCGCGAGGACCUGCAGCCCGUCUUCAGUUUCAAGCUGCGCGGCGCAUACAACAAGAUGGCACAUCUGGAGCCCAAAGACCGCUGGAGAGGAGUGGUUGCAUGCAGCGCAGGCAACCAUGCACAGGGUGUUGCGUACUCGGCGCGCAAGCUGAAGAUUCCCGCAACCAUUGUCAUGCCCUCGGGUACGCCAGAUAUCAAACAUAAAAACGUGUCCAGACUCGGAGGUUCGGUCAUACUUCACGGCGCCGACUUUGAUGCUGCAAAAGCAGAAGCAUCACGGCUGGAGAAGCUACAUGGACUCAUAUCUAUCCCGCCUUUCGACGACCCCUAUGUCAUUGCUGGCCAGGGCACAGUGGGCAUGGAGCUGCUGCGCCAGACUAACCUGCAGGAUCUCAAGGCCGUCUUCUGCUGCGUGGGUGGAGGCGGUCUGAUUGCAGGAACCGGCAUCUACAUCAAGCGGAUAGCGCCACAUGUCAAGAUCAUAGGAGUGGAGCAGUACGACGCUAACGCUAUGGUCGAGUCACUCAGAGCCGGAAAGCGUGUUUUUCUGAAAGAUGUCGGGCUCUUCGCUGACGGAGCAGCCGUCAAGACAGUAGGAGAAGAAACAUUCCGGAUAUGUCAAGAGGUGGUGGACGAGGUCGUCCAGGUCACAACCGACGAGACAUGCGCCGCCAUCAAAGACAUGUUCGAAGACACGCGAUCCAUUGUCGAGCCCGCUGGCGCACUUGCUCUGGCUGGCCUCAAAAAAUGGGUAGGCCGCAACCCGUCGCCGGACCGCAACCGAGGUCUCGUUGCCAUUGCCAGCGGAGCCAACAUGAACUUUGACCGCCUCCGUUUUGUCGCCGAGCGCGCCGCGAUUGGUGAAAACAAAGAAGCCAUUCUCUCCAUCACCAUAGCCGAGCAACCAGGCGCCUUUUCCAAGCUCGUCUCCGUCAUCCACCCCAUGGCCGUAACGGAAUUCAGCUACCGCUACUCGGGCCCCGAGUCAGCCCAGAUCCUCGUUGGCGUAGAACUAAAAACCGCGACGCGCUCACGCGACCUCCCGGACCUCAUUGACCGCCUCGCCGCAGAAGGCAUGACAGCCCACGACCUCUCGCAAGACGAGCUCGUCAAAUCACACAUCCGCUACCUCGGCGGCGGCCGCAGCGACGCCGCACACGAACACAUGUUCAUGUUUGAAUUCCCAGAGCGCGGCGGCGCCCUCUACAAGUUCCUCAAUACCCUCCAGCCCGGCAUGAACAUUAGCCUCUUCCACUACCGCAACUACGGCGGCGACGUCGCAAAGAUCCUCGCCGGCAUCCAGUGCGACGAUGCCGAUAGCGAGAAACUAACCGCUUUCCUCAAAGAUAUCGGGUACCCGUAUAAAGAAGUGACGAAUAAUCCCAGUUAUAAAAUGUUUUUGCGCCGUUGAAUACGUCUACUGCUACUUGCCUUACUUGGGACUGCGUCUGCAUUUUGUUUGUUUUUUUGUACUUAGACUGCGGGCUUCGGGCGUUGGUAGUUCAUCGUGAAUUUCAAA